Messenger RNA from Cryphonectria parasitica EP155, 1817 nucleotides. RefSeq lists its product as uncharacterized. The record is from RefSeq and is a predicted model, not a curated record. The coding region runs from base 596 to 1486 and encodes 296 amino acids. The transcript has 2 exons. Lineage: Eukaryota; Fungi; Ascomycota; Sordariomycetes; Diaporthales; Cryphonectriaceae.
CCACCUCUCUCUUCCAACCCCCGUUUCUCGUCAAACUCCUCCCCGGAAUACUACAAUCACCACAGCCAAGCCCACAGCGUCGACCGUGCUUGAAUGGUGUCUCGGGCCUGCGAACAUCCAAUGAUCAGCGCCAGCAGUCGAUCCUCACCAUUCUUCCGAGUGCUCAAGAUGGCCUUCGCGGAUGCUGCAUUCUGAGGGUGGCCAUCCACUCGUUAAACUUGUCUCCACUUGACGAUGGGAUGGUCCACCCUCUUGAGUUCUACUCUCACUUGUGCCGUCUAUCAUUGUUGAUUCACAAAGUAUUCUUUGGCGACGUGAAGAGCAGGAGCUGAGCCCAACGACGAGCGAAUACCACAUACUCGGCCAUUCAGACUUCAAGUCCAACAACAAGCCCACCCUCGAAAUUACCGAACCAUCGCCACAUCACGCGAUCCAUUCGUGAACCACCCAUUUCGAGUCCUACCACGCACGAUAUUCGACAUUGCGCCUCUAUACCGAGCAUUACUUUCGAUCUUCAGAUUCAAAGACAAGCACACGAUUGGAUUUGGCUGGGACGGCUUCGAUCUAUCGUGCUUCACUUUUGCAGCCAUUAGUCAUGGCUCGUCGACCGUCGAAAGGCUCCCGUGCCAAGGGUGCUGGUUCAUCCCCGACCCCGAUCGCAUCCGCCCACAAGUCGACUCAUGCCUCUGAUGCCGAACCAGGCCCUAACGACGGUAUCAAUAGCCUCGACAUUGCGAGCCUGACCCUUGACGUCCCUUUAAAGCCCGUUGUACAUAGCAGGAAGAAGAUCCCUCCUUUCCGCUUCAUGGACUUGCCCUCGGAACUGCGUGUCAAGAUCUACGAACACUACUUCGACGACAUCAACGGUGUCAUUGAUCUUCAGCCUGGAAACUAUUUUGAAAUUCACAGGAAACUCAGAAUAUUGCGAGUCUGCCGUACUGUUUAUCACGAGGCUUCCCAUGUCUUCUACGGCACUAAGACCUUCCGUAUUUUUCCCAUUGACGGCCGCCACGUCAAGACCAAGAAGGGACUCCUGGCCUGCAUCAAGCCCCAGUGUCGUAGCAAAAUGACGACCCUGGAGCUACGACUAGGUCCAGGUUGGGCCAGGCCGUACCGCAGCUGGGUCGUGAACGACAUGCUCGGCCUCCAAGAUUGUGUUAAUGUGCGCUGCUUACAUGUGUACAUCGAGAUCGACCCCAGUGAUAACAUCUUCAACGGCUGGCGCAAGUCUCCUGGCUACUACGAGAAGUUCUGCCGGGAUCUCUUGAACGAUAUCCUCGGGGGCCUGCCAAAUGUCAACAAGGUGCAGUUCGAUGCACACAGCCCGGUCAAGAAGUCUGGCGACAUGACCCAGGGCCUGCUGGAGACUGCCAGGGCCAACGGAUGUACUAUCUGCUGGGGCCCAGUGAGGGGUUGGACGGAUGGAGAUGAUGAUGAAGACGAUGUGCCGGAGCAGCUCUGGCCUACCUCGGAUGUUGUCGCAUAGUAUUGAAGUUAUUUUGGCAUAGGCGUCUUCGAGUUGGAGUUAUAUAGGACCAGGGCUGCAUUUUACGGAUGGACCAAGGCUCCGGGGUUUGUUAUUUGUACUGUAUAUAAGGGAUGAGGGCUCCAGUCGGGCCAGCUGGGGCGUUGUCUCCUCCCCUUUUUCAUAAGCCACUGGCGGCUCGUCUGGUCCCGCAGCGAUGAUUGAACGACAAUUUCGGCUUCUUCUCUUGUCUUCUGAUCUCUUCGCAAUUAGGUCUGCUCUCACCGUCCGUUGAUGGGGAAGUAAUUGCAGAUUGCCAAAGCAAUUUAUUAGCACACUGAUGUCUCUCGAU